Messenger RNA from Paralichthys olivaceus (Japanese flounder), 785 nucleotides. NCBI's taxonomy places the organism in Eukaryota, Metazoa, Chordata, Actinopteri, Pleuronectiformes, Paralichthyidae. The record is from RefSeq and is a predicted model, not a curated record.
AGAGCCUGAGAUGUUGUCUGCUGGAGAGGCUUUAUCAGUGGAAGGUCGCUUCUUUGMUUGUCCUGCUGGUUGGAUCAGAUACAAGAGUAGCUGCUAUCUGUAUGUGAGCGCUGGCAGAUCCUGGACCAGUGCUGCGGCUAAUUGCAAUAGUCUGGGAGCCACCUUGGCUUCUGUCCACGAUUUGUUUGAUUAUAGUUUCCUGCAGCAGCUGACCAGUAGGGGAGGAGGCACCCUUGCCUGGAUGGGAGGACUUUACUUCCAGGGCUGGAGGUGGGUGGACCAGAGCCCCUUCAACUACAACUUCUGGAGUGCUCAGCACACUGCCAGCCGAUACCCGUGCCUCUACGUUAAUGUCAGGGUUGGAUGGUCCAAUCAUAACUGUGGUAAUGGAUGGCCGUCCAUCUGCGUGAAGAACACUGACACCUGUUAGACCUGACAGCAAGACAUGUGUUUACUGACCUGUAUCAUCAUUACAAUGUGAUGGAGGACAUUUUGAAUGUUUGCUCUUGAAAGAUUUAGGAACAAUGAUCAAGCUGCUGGCUCAGGAGCCAUGAGUUUCUGUCGUGACAGAUUAGUUGACUGCUUCAUGCUGUUUAUGAUGCUUCUUCUCUCUUGAUGCCAUGAAAUCAGAUGCUACGAUAUGUAAAUAGGUUAAAGACUCAGUGAAGUUGUUUUUCUUUUGUUUUUUGUACUUUGGAAUAUAUUUUUGCAGAGGCAUAAUGUUCAGAGGAUGUGGAAAUGUAUUAAAUAAAUAAAUGAAGGGAACAUUGUACAGUGUUAUUCUU